Molecule: messenger RNA, 2056 nt
Organism: Ceratitis capitata (Mediterranean fruit fly)
Lineage: Eukaryota; Metazoa; Arthropoda; Insecta; Diptera; Tephritidae
Gene: Dbp80
Product: DEAD-box helicase Dbp80
Exons: 11
Coding region: 110-1501 (463 amino acids)
Biological process (GO): poly(A)+ mRNA export from nucleus
Cellular component (GO): cytoplasmic stress granule; nucleus
Molecular function (GO): RNA helicase activity; ATP binding; RNA binding
Source: RefSeq, a predicted model, not a curated record
UAUUUACUUCCGUACAUUCCUCCGUUGCAUAUGUACUUUCUCAUCACAAAUUGUUUAGGUAGUAAAAACGAAGGCCGGUUUUGGAGAUUAUUUUAUAGAUUUUAUCAAAAUGUCAGAUUGGGCUCAAAAAGCAGAGGAUCAGGAAAUAUCAAGAUUGGUAAACAAUCUUGAAAUCAAGAAGGACGAUGAUAAGGACAAAUGUGUUGAAAACGCUGACGUCGCUAGUGCUGCGGAUACUAGUUUACUACUAAAAAUAAUACGCAAAGGACUGGUGGAAUCAAAUUUGGAUUUAGAAGUUCAACGCAAAGAUCCGAAAUCUCCAUUGCAUUCAGUUAAAACCUUUGAAGCAUUACAUUUAAAACCAGAACUAUUAAAAGGAAUCUAUGCUAUGGGAUUUAAUGCUCCUUCCAAAAUACAGGAAACUGCGCUACCAACACUACUUGCAGAUCCGCCACAAAAUAUGAUCGCCCAAAGCCAAUCUGGAACCGGAAAAACUGCAGCAUUUGUUUUAGCUAUGUUGAGUAGGGUCGAUACUAAACAAGACUUUCCACAGGUUCUAUGCAUAUCUCCCACAUAUGAACUUGCAAUACAAACUGGUGAAGUCGCUGCUAGAAUGGCACAAUUCUGUCCUGAAAUCAAGCUUAAAUUUGCUGUACGUGGAGAAGAAGUUACUCCUAAUUCCAAACUAAAGGAUCAUAUAAUAAUCGGAACACCGGGAAAAAUUUUGGACUGGGGAUUGAAAUACCGCGUUUUUGAUUUGAAAAAAAUAAGAGUAUUUGUUCUCGAUGAAGCAGACGUUAUGAUUGCAACACAAGGACAUCAUGACCAAUGUAUUCGAAUUCACAAACAGCUUUCUCCAAAAUGCCAGAUGUUAUUUUUUUCUGCAACGUACGAUAAGGAGGUCAUGAAUUUUGCUCAGCACAUAGUACCUGAUCCAACAAUUAUUCGACUCAUGAGAGAGCAGGAAUCACUUGAAAAUAUAAAACAAUACUAUGUGAAAUGUAUGAAUGAGGAGGAUAAAUAUAAUGCAAUACAAAAUAUUUAUGCUGGAAUAACAAUUGGCCAGGCUAUUAUAUUUUGCCAUACUCGUAAGACUGCUGGUUGGCUCGCGGGAAAGAUGUCCUCCGAUGGCCAUUCCGUUGCUGUGCUUUCUGGAGAUUUAACUGUUGAACAACGACUUGCUGUUUUGGAUCGAUUCAGGGCUGGAUUAGAGAAAGUUCUUAUUACGACAAACGUACUUUCUAGAGGUAUUGAUAUUGAACAAGUUACAAUCGUCGUAAAUUUCGAUUUACCAAUGGAUGCAAGGGGAAACGCUGACUGCGAAACAUAUUUACAUAGAAUUGGUCGUACUGGAAGAUUUGGCAAAAAUGGCAUAGCAAUUAAUCUCGUCGAUGGAGAGAAAGCCAUGAGUAUUUGUAAAUACAUAGAAAAUCAUUUCAAGAAGACCAUUCAAUUACUUGAUACAGGCAAUUCAGAUGAAAUUGAAAAAAUUGGAUAUUAAUAAAAGUGGAUAAUAAUGAACAAUAUAAUAUAAAGUGACUUAGUUUAAUAUGUGCGUUGGGAUAAAAUGGAUACACUUGGACUGUGAUAUACUUCAGCAUUGUUCCUACCAAGUUUUGAUGAGUUAUAUAGAACAGGUGCUGUUGAAAUCCAUAAUCGUUCAAAAAAAUACCCGAAGCGAAUUUUUCUAAAAUAUUUGAUAAUAUAUCAAGUUUUUUGACCUCUUGGAUAACACAUUUUUAUUAACUAUUUUGAUAUGUAAAUAAGUACAUAAAAGUAUUUCUAAGUAUCUAUUGUUUUGGCAAAUUCAAUUUACGCCUGAAAACAACAGGUGUUACUAUCAACUUACGAAAAAAAUACUUUAUUAUUUAACAGGUUCCAAGUAAAGUCAGGUCGUGAUGAUUUAAAUUCCGAGAAUUGAUUUUUAGCAUUAAGGUAUAUAUUCCGUAAUUCAUCAUAAUCCCUUAAACUAUAUUCUUAAUAAAAUUAUGAACUUUUUCAUUACAUUAGAUCAAGAAAUAUGAGAGAAAUAAAGAAAAUAAACGAUAUUGCCAAC